Quercus robur (English oak) is the source of this 1807-nucleotide messenger RNA. Its product is annotated as UDP-glycosyltransferase 73C6-like. The record is from RefSeq and is a predicted model, not a curated record. Lineage: Eukaryota; Viridiplantae; Streptophyta; Magnoliopsida; Fagales; Fagaceae. The transcript has a single exon. Gene Ontology annotation, molecular function: UDP-glycosyltransferase activity. Bases 102 to 1577 code for a protein of 491 amino acids.
AAAAAAGAAGAAGAUAAAACCUUUGCAUUUCAACAACAUACUUUCAUCCUUCAAUUCAUCCCAAACAAUAAUUUUGAUCUCUCCAUUCACACCCAAUUCCAAUGGCAAUGGUUCCUCAAACCCAAACGCUUCACUUUAUUUUGCUCCCUCACUUGUCCCAUGGCCACCUGAUCCCCAUGACAGACAUAGCCAAGCUACUAGCCCAGCACGGUGUGACCGUGACCAUGAUCACCACUCCCCUCAAUGCCGCACUCAGUAAACCAAUCAUAGAUCGGGCCAUUGAAUCUGGGCUUCAAAUCCAGCUUCUACAAGUCCAAUUUCCAUGCACUGACGUUGGAUUGCCUGAAGGGUGUGAAAGCAUGGAUGCCCUUCCCUCCAAGGACAUGUUCAGAAAUCUCCUUAUAGGCAUUAGCAAGCUACAACAACCGGUGGAACAAAUUUUGGCUGAGCUAAAUCCUCGUCCAAGUUGCAUAAUUUCUGACAAAAAUUUUGCCUGGGCUGAGCGCACCGCUCUUAAGUUUCAGAUUCCAAGGUUUGUUUUUGACGGUACAAGCUGUUUUUCUCUCUUGUGCACACACAAUAUUAUCGUAUCUAAGAUUUGUGAUAGUGUGGGUGAGUUGGAACCGUUUGUAAUCCCUGGUUUGCCCGAUAGGAUUGAAAUUACUAAAGCUCAAUUACCAAAUGCUGUCAAUAUAGUCCCAUCUAACACAACGGAUAUUCGUAAUGAAAUUAGAGAGGCUGAACUAACAGCAUUUGGGGUGAUAGUUAACACGUUCGAGGAAUUAGAACCAGCAUACAUUAGAGAAUUUCGAAAAGUUAGAGGAGAGAAAGUUUGGUGCAUUGGACCAGUGUCAUUGACCAACCAAGACAACUUGGAUAAGGUUGCUAGAGGCAACAAGGCCUCAAUUGAUGAAAGCCAAUGUUUGAAGUGGCUUGAUUCAUGGAAACCAAGUUCUGUUGUUUAUGUUUGUCUUGGAAGUCUCGGUCGCUCAUCAUCUGCACAAUUGAUAGAGCUUGGUUUAGGCUUAGAAGCAUCGAACCAACCUUUCAUUUGGACUAUAAGAGGAGGUGACAAACUAGAAGAACUUGAGAAAUGGAUAUUAGAAGAAAAUUUUGAGGAUAGGAUCAGAGGGAGAGGCCUUUUGAUUAGGGGUUGGGCUCCACAAUUGUUAAUUUUUUCACACCCGGCGAUUGGAGGGUUCUUAACUCAUUGUGGUUGGAAUUCAACUCUAGAAGGGAUAUGUGCUGGCUUGCCAAUGAUAACUUGGCCGCUGUUUGCUGAGCAGUUUUAUAACGAAAAGCUUAUUGUACAAGUGUUGAAGAUUGGUGUGAGUUUAGGGGCUGAGUUUGCUGUACCGUGGGCAGAGGAAGAGAAGUUUGGGGUGGCGCUGAAGAGGGAAGAAUUUAAAAGGGCUAUAAAUCAGGUGAUGGAAGAAGGAGAGGCAGCACAAGAAAGAAGAAAGAGAGCUAGAGAGCUUGGGGAGAUGGCCAAGACAGCAAUUGAGGGAUCUUCCUAUCUCAACAUCAAACUCUUGAUCCAAGAUGUCAUGCAACAAGUGGUGGGCAAAUUAAUAUAAGAUCAUUUCGGCUGAUGCGUGUGGAGUAUCACUUACAGUUGUUUAAUUAAGUUAAGAGUCUUGUAACUUUGGUCUGGUUUCUCAAAAAAAAAUAAAAAAAAAAAAAGAAGAAGAAGGAGUCUUGUAACUUAACUGAUAGUUUGAUACAUAUUAAUGUUUUUACAAUUCAAAUCCUCUCUCCUUCAAUUAUCGAAUUAUAAAUAAAUAAAGUCUUUUCAUUGGAAUCCUUA